Molecule: messenger RNA, 354 nt
Organism: Cavenderia fasciculata
Lineage: Eukaryota; Evosea; Eumycetozoa; Acytosteliales; Cavenderiaceae
Gene: ndufa5
Product: NADH dehydrogenase
Exons: 1
Coding region: 1-354 (117 amino acids)
Biological process (GO): respiratory electron transport chain
Source: RefSeq, a predicted model, not a curated record
AUGGCAUCAGUAUUUAUUAAGAAAUCAACUGGUCUAACUGGUUUGGCUGUUGAACCAAGAGCACGUCAAAUCUUGUCAGACCUCUAUUGCAAGACACUCAAGGAGCUCCAAAAGAUCCCAGCAACCGCUGGUUAUCGUCAAAGAAUGGAAGAAUUGACCAAGUUUAGAUUCAACGUUGUAGAAAGCGAAACUGACAUUCUCAAGAUUGAACAUACCAUCAAGGGUGGUCAAGUUGAAGAACUCAUCCAACAAGCAAAAAAGGAACUCGAAGUCAUCGAUUUGGUUUCAAAGGAAAGAGUUUGGGAAUUAAGAGACAAGAAUAUGCCACCAAUGAUUUUACUUAAUAACAAAUAG